Molecule: messenger RNA, 1449 nt
Organism: Schizophyllum commune H4-8
Lineage: Eukaryota; Fungi; Basidiomycota; Agaricomycetes; Agaricales; Schizophyllaceae
Product: kinase-like protein
Exons: 4
Coding region: 90-1310 (406 amino acids)
Biological process (GO): protein phosphorylation
Cellular component (GO): nucleus
Molecular function (GO): ATP binding; cyclin-dependent protein serine/threonine kinase activity
Source: RefSeq, a predicted model, not a curated record
ACCCUGAUAUUUGAGGGCUUAGCGGAUACUUAGCAGGACCGAACGAACCUUCGAGCAAUCGUUCGAUCACGCCCCGACUUCCCAAGACAAUGAAAGGCAUCCAAGAGCUGGAUGACCCGAUCGUCAUCGCAGAAGGCAUCGCCUCUAGUGUCGUCAAGGUCUGCGGGCGUCUUCCCAGUCAAUCAGACGAGCCGCAAGUCGUAGCCCUCAAGUCCUCGACCCUCCGCAAGCGCUUCGCGAAGGAGCCGCACGACAUCGUGAAGGAGCUCAGGAUCCUGCGCAGCCUGUCGCAUCCGAAUAUCGUCCCCCUCAUCCACCACGAACGCUCGGGCGACGACCUCACGCUCUUCCUCCCCUACAUCCCCUUCGCCCUCCCCCAGCUCCUCGCCUCGCCCUACUUCUCCCCGCACAUCUACCCACCCUACCUCCGCCCUGGCCCCGACGCCCUCGCGGAACGCCGCGAUCGCUUCUGCGCCGUCGCGCGCGCGAUCAUGGCGCAGGUGCUCUUUGCGCUGGCGUACCUCCACGACGAGCAGCGCGUCGCGCACCGCGACAUCAAACCCGCGAAUGUGCUGCUGACGGAGGAAGGGCUGGUCAAGCUGAUCGACUUUGGGAUCGCGCGGAGGGAGGGGGAGGGGGAGGAGGAAACGAAGGAGGACCUGUGGCCGGAGCCGAGGGAGAGAAUGUACUUUGAGGUGUCGACGGGCCCGUACCGCGCUCCCGAGCUCCUCUUCGGCCCUCGCACAUACGACGCGUUCGCGAUCGACAUGUGGAGUCUAGGCGCCACGUUCGCCGAGUUCUUCACCCCACUGUCCCUCUACCUCGACGACGAGGACGAGGGCUUUGGAGGCUUUGGUGGUGGCUUCGCAAGGUCGCACAACGCUUCCACCGAUGCAGACGAAGAGGACGACGAAGACACAACUACCCCCCCUCCCCCCUUCCGCAUCCCCUCCCAUCUCCGCAUCGGCUACCCGGGCGCGAAAUGGGCGCGCGACACGCUUUUCAACGGCUCGCGCGGGGAGAUCGGGCUAGCCUGGAGCAUCUUCCAGAUCCGGGGGACGCCGAACGAGGAAUUGUGGCCGGUAAGUAGAGGCAGGAUGCUUGACUUGAUUUGUGGAGUCUGGGCGCUGUCGCUCUGUGAUGACGGCAGAAACUGGCAUGAAAAUUCGCAGGUGUCUAGCGCCCGUCCCUCCUUGGCUGGGCCCCCCGGGCAUGGUCUCCCCCUGCAGGGGCCCAUGUCCGGGAGGCGUGGUGCUAGCUACCGACUACUGACGAUGAUCCUCGGCAUACCCUCCCUCCCACCAGCAUAACUCCCACCAGCAUGACUCCUCCCACCAGCAGCACCUCCCCGCAGCAUGACCUCCCAUCGUAGGGGCAGCAUAACGGGUAGCGGCGGCCACGACGACCACGAGCAGCAACACGGACAGCAAGCGAGCGAAGAGGGGGGAG